This is a messenger RNA of Rhizopus microsporus ATCC 52813, 651 nucleotides long. RefSeq lists its product as uncharacterized. Bases 1 to 651 code for a protein of 216 amino acids. The transcript is spliced from 5 exons. Lineage: Eukaryota; Fungi; Mucoromycota; Mucoromycetes; Mucorales; Rhizopodaceae. Gene Ontology annotation, cellular component: mitochondrion. The record is from RefSeq and is a predicted model, not a curated record.
AUGCCACCAAUUCGUCAAACUCAAGCAUACAGCACCAAAACAGUGUUUGACAAGCAAUCCAUUCAAUUCUUGAGUAAACAUUUGAAACAAGCAUUACAAAAGAAAGAUAUCGUUUUCUAUCAGGCACCUCCAGGCGUCAGAAGAACAUUCAAUUGGAUGUACAUUUCAGCAGGUGUUCAGCUUAUGUUCUGGGGAAACCUAGCAAGCUUAGCUUAUGUCGCCUAUGCAGUCAAGGAUGGUGAUACAGAAGAUGCCCCGGUCGUGUUGGCACCACAAGGAAAACGCAUAGCUAUUGCAGGUGGGUUGGUUGGUGUAGGUGUUGCUAUUGCAACUGUUAUGUGCCUUUAUCCAUGGAGAUACAUUGAUAAACUCGUCUUGUUAAAAGGAGGAACAACAGCUAGACUUAUGACUCAUGCUCGUUUUGCUAAAUCACACCAGGUGAAAGAAUAUCCUAUCGAUCAACUCUACUGUAAGCAAAAAGUAUUCACUGGUGUUGGUAAAAAUGGCACAGAUGCCAUAGGAACUAAAUCCAGCUCAUCACAUAUAUUUUUGAAUGCCAAAGGAGAAAAAAUGGCAUAUAUGCUAGAUAGAAAGGGAACCUUUAUGGAUAGUAAACUAUUCGAUGGAUUAUGGUACAACAAUCAUCAAUAG